CAUGUGAAUACGAAGUCUGAACACUGUAUUUGUAUAGUGUAUUGCAAUAGUAUUGUAACGCAAAAGGCAGAAACAAAAGCAGCCAAAAAGCAAAAGAUGGUUCAGCACUGGUAAGAAGACCAUAGGCUGGCUACUACUACACACAGCAGCACAUGUUAUGAAAACGAAAAGAAAAAGCUAAGUUGGAUGUAUGUGAUGGCAUUUGUGAAUAAAUGAAUGCUAUGGAGAGUGCCUUUUGGGGCGUUUGCUCCAAAAUAUUCCUGAACCAGCAAUCUGCCCGUACGCAUUGUUUGAUAGUUUAAUCAUCAACAGCCACAGCACAAGCCUCAGUUUGUGCUGCUGUUCCUGAAACAUACACAGAUCAGGCAGCAGCAGGAGUUUCCUUUUCUCAACUCUCUUCACUCUUUCUUUUAACAGAUACAUAGAUAGAGAGAUAGGCAGAGAAACAUGGUUUCUGAAACCUCCCUCUCUUCUUCUAAACGCUCUCCGGCUACUCCCAAGUUUUGCAACUCAUUCACUACUAGGAUUUUUGCUGAUGUUGCCGGAGACAUUACAAUUGUCGUUGAUGGUGAAUCUUUUCUGCUACAUAAGUUUCCCCUGGUGACUCUAAGUGGAAAAAUCCGGAAAAUGGUGGCUGAAGCCAAGGGUUCCAAUGUUUCAAACUUGGAGCUCCUCAACUUUCCAGGGGGGCACCAGACAUUUGAACUUGCCAUGAAGUUUUGCUAUGGGAUGAAUUUUGAGAUUACAACAUUCAAUGUUGCCCGGCUUCGUUGUGCAGCAGAGUAUCUGGAAAUGACAGAAGAAUACAGGGAGCAAAACCUCAUUUCAAGAGCAGAGAUUUAUCUGAAUGAGAUUGUCUUUCAGAGUCUUCAGAAGUCAGUGGAAGUGCUAUCCACAUGUGAGAUGUUGCCUACAAAUAUAGUGGAUGAAAUUGAAAUAUCAAGUGGAUGUGUGGAAUCCAUUGCAAUGAAUGCUUGCAAGGAGCAGCUAGUUUCUGGCUUAUCUAAAUUAGACUGUGAUGGAGAAUCUAGAGAGCUAAAGGAGGAUUGUGUUGCCUGGUGGGUUGAAGAUCUCUCAGUUCUGCGUAUAGAUUACUUCCAAGGAGUUAUUUGUGCCAUGGGAAGAAUGGGGGUGAGAUCAGAUAGCAUUAUUGCAUCACUGAUGCAUUAUGCUCAAUCAUCUCUAAAGGGUAUUGGAAAAUGCCAAUUCUGGAAUCCAUCAAGGACAAACUCAAGUCCAACCAGUGUAGAAAAGGACCAGAGGAUAAUUGUGGAAACUCUUGUGAGUCUCAUGCCAACAGACAAAAGCUCUGCCAUUCCCUUGACAUUUUUGUUUGGCAUGUUAAAGAUGGCNUUCUUGAUAAUAGAUGGAAUGGAACAAUUAAGGUGA
This is a messenger RNA of Vigna umbellata (rice bean), 1389 nucleotides long. The record is from RefSeq and is a predicted model, not a curated record. NCBI's taxonomy places the organism in Eukaryota, Viridiplantae, Streptophyta, Magnoliopsida, Fabales, Fabaceae.